Terrapene triunguis (Three-toed box turtle) is the source of this 2127-nucleotide messenger RNA. It is a transcript of the gene PDZD7, whose product is annotated as PDZ domain containing 7. NCBI's taxonomy places the organism in Eukaryota, Metazoa, Chordata, Testudines, Emydidae. Gene Ontology annotation, biological process: auditory receptor cell stereocilium organization; sensory perception of sound. The record is from RefSeq and is a predicted model, not a curated record. Gene Ontology annotation, molecular function: protein binding. Gene Ontology annotation, cellular component: stereocilia ankle link complex; plasma membrane; stereocilium tip. Bases 1 to 2127 code for a protein of 708 amino acids. The transcript is spliced from 14 exons.
AUGGCACACGGUUCCGACUCCGUGCUGAGGGACGCGGCCUGCCCCACCCACUCCCGCAGCUCGGGCAGCGACGCCAGCGCGGCCACCCGCUACCUGCUGAGGAAGCAGAACCGGCUGGUGAACGGGCACCCGCGGGGCAUCCGCACCUCGUCGCCCAUGGGACGGGUCAUUCUCAUCAACUCGCCCAUCGAAGCCACCGGCGACGAGAGCGACGUGAUCAACGCCAUCACGGUGGAGAAGAGCGCGGACGGGAAGCUGGGCUUCAGCGUGCGGGGCGGCUCGGAGCACGGGCUGGGCAUCUUCGUCAGCAAAGUGGAGGAGGGCAGCAGCGCCGACCUGGCUGGCCUGUGCAUCGGGGACAAAAUCACGGAGGUGAACAGCGUGAGCUUGGAGAGCAUCACCAUGGGGAGUGCCGUCAAGGUCUUGACUGGGAACAACCGGCUGCGGAUGAUGGUGAGACGCAUGGGAAAGGUGCCAGGGAUUAAAUUCUCCCGAGAAAAGACCACGUGGGUGGAUGUCGUGAACAGACGCCUGAUCGUGGAGAAGAGCGGCUCGACCCCGUCGGACAGCAGCUCCGAGGGCGGCGUGAGGCGCAUGGUCCAUCUCUACACCACCUCCGACGACUACUGUCUGGGCUUCAACAUCCGCGGGGGCAAGGAGUUCGGCCUCGGCAUCUACGUCUCCAGUGUCGACCCCGGCGGGCUGGCGGAGCAGAACGGGAUCAGAGUGGGAGAUCAAGUCCUUGCAGCCAACGGAGUCAAGUUCGACGCCAUCAGCCAUAGCAAGGCAGUGGAAGUGCUAAAGGGGCAGACGCACAUCAUGCUGACCAUCCGGGAGACGGGCCGCUUCCCCGCCUACAAGGAGAUGGUGGCCGAGUACUGCUGGCUCAGUCGGUUGACCAAUGGCCAACUGCAGCAGCUCUCGCAGGCCUCAGAGACCAGCUCCUCCGUCUCCUCCUACUCCUCGGGGACCCCGCACAGCUCCCUGGACGGGCGGCCCCAGGCCCUGCUCUCCAGCCCCGCCCCAGCCCACAUGGUGGACGUCUCCAUCUCCACGGAGGACCCUCCGGCGCGCAGCCGCUCCCUGGAGCGAGUGGAGACGGCCAUGCAGACGGACCUGCCCCCCGAGACCCGGCGCACCGUGCACCCGCCGGAGAUCCUGAAGGACACGGCCAUCCGGGCCGAGAGCCUCCGGGACCCGCUCCCCAGCAAGAAGCACAGGCCCUUCUCCGGCUCACCCCGGACGGCCCUGCUCCUGGCACUGAGCCGGCCCCGGCAGCCCCUCAAGAGAUCCCAGAGCUACCUCACCGUGGGCGAGGAGAAGAGGCAGGAGCCACCAGCGCCCGCCGAGGACAAGGCCAGACUGCGGCGCUCCAAGACCCUCGUCAACCUCUUCUUCCGAGGCAGCCGGGCGAAGCAGAGCUGGGCUCCAGGCAGCGAGGGGGCUGGGCCGCCAGGGCGCAGGAGACGGGCCAGGUCCCCGGCCAGCCCGGAGCGGGAGAAAGCCAGCGCCCUGCAGAAAUUUGUCAGCCGGAGCCUGAAGCGGGACAAAGGCCGUCCCGUCAGCUUCCUGGACUCCCCAGGGCGCGUUGGCCGCGAGCCCAGCCCAGCCGCUGAGAGCUGCCUCCCGCUCCUCCGGGACAUGGCCGGGAAGCUGCUGACGGAGGACGAGGUGACGGCCGUGCUCCGCCACUGCACCCGGUAUGUCCAUGAAGGUGGGGUGGAGGACUUGGUGAGGCCGCUCCUGGCCAUCCUGGACCGGCCUGAGAAACUCCUGCUUCUGAGGGAUGUCAGGAGCCUGGUCACCUCCACCGACCUGGGCCGCUUCGACAGCAUGGUCGUGCCACUGGAGCUGGAGGCGUACGACACCCUGAAGAGCAGAGCAGGGAUCAGCAUCUCGGGCGGGAUCGAGUCCAAGGUGCAGCCGAUGGUGAGGAUCGAGAAGAUCUUUCCCGGAGGGGCGGCAUUCCUGAGCGGGGUCCUGCAGGCUGGGGCCGAGCUGGUGUCGGUGGACGGGGCGAGCCUGCAGAAGGUCACCCACCAGCGGGCGGUGGACCUCAUCCGCCAGGCCUACAGGACCAACCGGCAGGCGCCCAUGGAGCUGGUGGUGAAGGUGCCCAAGGCGUGA